Mycena citricolor is the source of this 919-nucleotide messenger RNA. NCBI's taxonomy places the organism in Eukaryota, Fungi, Basidiomycota, Agaricomycetes, Agaricales, Mycenaceae. The record is from the annotation of a GenBank genome assembly.
CCGGCUAGUAGUAGUAGGUCUCAGUGCGUCUCUGAUCUCAAUCCCGACGUCUGGGACGCGGAUGGAAAAUCCACCCGCAGUCAUGCCCUUACCUCCCGAGCUCGAGCUCCAGAUCGUCAAAACACUCGCACUGGCAUGCCCCUCCGAGAUCCCUCGUCUGGUACUCGUCGCCCGUCGCUUCCACGUCUGGCUGCAGGGCUUGCUCUACCGCACCAUCGUCAAUGACCCGGAAUGCGACAUCGAGGGUCUGCCCAUACCUGCGGCACACACGCAACCUCUUCGUCCACCUCUGCGAAGAGCGCGCGACUGGGGCCCGGUCGUGGCGGCGUGUCCCGCCGUGCGCAACGUGUACCUCGGCUGCAACACGGCGGCGGGCUACCGCGCCCUGCUCGCCGGCCUGGCGCACCUCGAGCAGCUGCACUGCGGCUCGUUCGAUCUGCCGUGGGACGCAAAUACGCACACGCACACGCACACGCACACGCACGUGCUCGGGGCGCUCACGCACCUCGAGCUGUUCGACCGCCGGACGGUGCCCCUCGCCGAGACGCGCGUCCUCGCGCGCAUGUGCCCCCGGCUCACGCAUCUCGCCGUGAACGACCACUUCCCGGAGCUCUCCGAAUGCGAGGCGAUCUCCAAGACGUGUCCCGUGCUGGAGGCCCUGGUCCUGAUAUGGCCGAUGGAGUCAGAGGCGGAGGAGCUGGAGGGGGGUGACUUGCUUGGGGAGGACGUGGCGGUCGGCCGCGCGGACGUGCGGGCCGUUGUUGCCCUUCUGCCGCAUGCGUGUGAAAGAGAUUGGCAGCAGGGAUGCCUGACGGGGAUGGACUUUUGGAGCGCAGCGGAUGAGUUCAUCGCACUGCGGAGAUCGGGUGGGGUGGACGGUGAGCUUUCGCUGCUGCUGCUGCCUCAGAAACCAAGCUGA